GCGGAGAAUUGGAGAAUAAGAAACAGCAGAGAAGUCGCAAUCCCGUCGAAUGUUAAACAAAAUCCAAUUCUUGACCCAUUUUUGCUUUUCCCCUAAUCACAGCCAUCGGAAAUAUCUCAACAGAGAGAGGGUUUUGUGAUUUUGCUGUUGUUGAUAUGGGUUCCGAGUCCGAUUACCGUGGUGAAGGGGUGAUCCUGGGGGUGGACGGUGGCACCACUUCCACCGUCUGCGUGUGCAUGCCGCUCCUCCCCUUCUCCGAUCACCGUCAGCUUCCCGAACCCCUCCCCAUUCUCGGCCGAGCGGUCGCUGGUUGCUCCAAUUACAAUAGCGUCGGAGAAAAUGCAGCCAGAGAAACACUAGAACAAGUUAUGGCGGAAGCACUUUUGAAAGCUGGCAUGAGUCAUUCAGCUGUUCGGGCUGUUUGUUUAGGUGUUUCUGGUGUCAAUCAUCCCACUGAUCAGGAAAUGAUAUUGAAUUGGAUAAGGGACAUAUUCCCAGGUAAUGUAAAGAUACGUGUCGAGAAUGAUGCAGUGGCAGCCCUUGCGAGUGGGACCAUGGGGAAACUUCAUGGCUGUGUUCUGAUUGCUGGUACUGGGUGCAUAUCUUAUGGUUUUAGAGAAGAUGGAAGGGAAGCUCGUGCUGCUGGUGCAGGACCUGUACUAGGUGACUGGGGCAGUGGUUACGGAAUUGCUGCUCAGGGAUUGACAGCCGUUGUUAGGGCUCAUGAUGGCCGUGGUCCAAAGACAAUGCUUACAAAUUGUGUUCUCAAGUCACUCAAUCUUUCUUCUCCAGAUGAAAUAAUAGGGUGGACCUAUGCAGAUUCAUCUUGGGCAAGGAUUGCUGCACUGGUUCCUGUGGUGGUAUCCUGUGCAGAAGCUGGUGAUCAAAUUGCCAUUGAUAUCUUGAAUAAUGCUGUUCAAGAAUUGGCUAUGAGUGUGAAAGCUGUAGUUCAACGACUACAGUUGGCCGGAGAAGAUGGAAAUGGUUCUUUCCCUGUUGUGGUGGUUGGUGGUGUCCUCGAAGCUAACAAGAGAUGGGAUAUUGGGAAAGAAGUUAUUAACUCUAUUUUGAAGACUUACCCAGGGGCUUCUCCUAUAAGACCGAAGGUGGAGCCUGCCAUUGGAGCUGCUUUGUUUGCCUGGAAUUCCCUGGCGAAAGAAGCAACAGAAAAUGGCCACUGAUAACCUGAAAUGUAAAGAUGUCAACUCUAUAACUAAAGGAGAUCACCCAGCUAUACUCAUUUGUCCUCGGUUAAGUCGAUAUUCUUUAGCAAUUUUAUCCCAGCAGUCAAUUGUAAAUAUGCAAUCUUUAAAGUUAUCAAUAUUUCUCUAGUGGCUGCUAUAGCCUGACUAGUCCUUAUUCUGAUUAUGACAUGUUGAUUAGGAAAAGAAUGGUCUAAGCUAUCACAGCUGAUUUUAUUGAUGAGAACACACAUUUUCAAAUGUGGUGAAUGCUCCAUGUGUUUGCUAAUCUUAUUGUAAUUGACUUGGCUUUGAUGUUCAUACUAAACAGCACGUGGAGAGAAAAAGGAUAGAGAAUUUUGUUUCUUGUUAUGUUCUUCUUUCAUAUGGUCUGGUCCCUAGUCAUGAAGAACAGUUAGAAACUGAGUGAUGUACAGAAUGAAACGUGCAAAGGCGAAGAAAUAAAGGUCUUAAAUGUUCUUGGAUUGGAGCCGAGAAUGUAGGAGGAAAAAGAGCUCAACUUGUACAUUCAGAAACAGAGCCUUAAAUGACUUGAUUUUUUCCAAAAGAGUAGUCUCAAAAUUGUGAUUGA
Messenger RNA from Olea europaea var. sylvestris, 1773 nucleotides. RefSeq names its product N-acetyl-D-glucosamine kinase-like. The transcript has 8 exons. The record is from RefSeq and is a predicted model, not a curated record. Bases 156 to 1181 code for a protein of 341 amino acids. Lineage: Eukaryota; Viridiplantae; Streptophyta; Magnoliopsida; Lamiales; Oleaceae.